Molecule: messenger RNA, 1996 nt
Organism: Hypomesus transpacificus
Lineage: Eukaryota; Metazoa; Chordata; Actinopteri; Osmeriformes; Osmeridae
Product: intersectin-2-like
Exons: 3
Coding region: 493-1680 (395 amino acids)
Source: RefSeq, a predicted model, not a curated record
CUCUGGACACAUUUCAUCCAGCAGUUUGACCAUGCCCUCCCCUUGCAUGGUGGUCCAGGCCUUGAUGGGCGAGCCUCCUCCGAUCUUGCUGUAUUGCUCCUGGAUCUUAGGCGUGCGGCGCUUUGCUAUGAAUGGCCCCAGUGUGCUGUGGAAGGCAGAGACAUCGCACGACUUAGGAGGUGUCAAGAGAGGUGAACCAAAAGGGAUCUUGCGCAAACGUCUUCCACGUCGUUGUGGGAGACCUGCGAGCGGGCCUUUUCUUACUUCUGAACAGGAAGUUUCAUCAAGUCGGUGUCCAGGAAGAGCCGCAAUAGGAAGUCGUGAACGUCUGUGAGUUUUUCAGGACCUCCCAUGUUCAGCAUAAGAAUCCCAGUUUUAGGUUUUCUGCAUUGAGACAAAACACGGCAAUUACUGUGGACGUUUGCAAUUCUGGGAGUCCCUCUUGGGGAAAUAUAUCAAAGACAUCUAAGUUAGCAUCCUGAGAGCUGCCACAUGCAGGAAGAUGAGCGUCCAGGACUCCCCUCACCCUCUUUCUCUCGCACACAAUUUUUCACUAAAACAGAGAACAUGAGCGGAUUUCCCAAAAAGAAGCGGAUGGAUAAGAAAAAGAAAGAACGGACACCGGUGGUAAAAAGCGGGCCACAGGUACUGGCUGAACAAAGACGGUUCCUGGAGAUGCAGAAAAGACAAAAGAAUGCAGAAACGAUGCGUAUAAUUAAAAGGUGGGUUGACCUAAAAAAGAUAUUACAGAAGCCGCCUGAAAAGAAGCUGGAAGAGAUAAGGGAGGCAGAGAAAAGGCUGGCAGAAGACAGGCUGGACAUGCAGAGGCAGGAGAGGUGGAGAGAGUGGAUGCAGAAGGAGCGAGAGCUGUGGAAAGCAGAGCAGAGACGGAAAGAGCAGGAGCUCAACUCCUCCAAGAAGAAACUUGAAGGUCUGCAGGAGACCAAGACACCUCACACACAGGUGGUUAAGUCUCUUACCAUCAUGGAGGAGUUGAAGAUGAUGGACGAACUGCUUGAAGAGACAGCGGAUAUCAAAGUUCCAUCAAUGUCUCCCAUCCAUCAGCCAGCCUCCCCAACCCCCACACGCCUCCCACUGGGUAAAGAUGGAGUAUUCUUGGGCCUCACCACCACCAAACCCCUGGAAGCUCAGGCCAGGCACCCCCACAGGGUCAAGGAUCCCACCAGCACACCUCUUCCCAAGGACACUCCAAUCUACACCCACCCCUUGGCCAACCAGGAGGAAGGAUUAGAGAGUGAACUGGCUAGGAUGCAAGUUCUGGAGGCAUCUGUUGAGGAGGGUUCCAGCAGUGACAUAUUGAAAAUUGAGAAUGAGAUAAAGGCUGAGAAGGGGAAAGCAGCAAAGAAAGAGAGGGAAUUCCUAGAAAAGCAGAAGAAAGCAGAAAAGCUGGCACAGGAGAAGAUGGAGAAGAAGCAGAGGAAGCAGCUGGAGCAGGCAGAAAAAAGAAACAUGGAGAUUCAAAGAAAGCUGGAGAAUGAGAGAUGCAAAAUGAAAGAUCUAGAAAGGAAAGAGAUGCAAAGGUUAGCAGAAGAGCAGAGGAAGGACAUUGAGAAGACAGAAAAGGAAGAGAAAAAGGCGGAAAAAGAAAAACUGGAAAUGAGGUCUUUGCCAAAAUGUGGCUUCUUCGAGAAGAUAAAGAGGGCCUUUCAUUUCCACUGAUAAGAGAGACUUUCCAUCUACGGUAACACCAACCGUGACAAACAUCAGGGAUGCACUCUUUUCUGUCAUCACCAUGUAAGCAAGGGUUUUUGUGUUGCUGACCCUUCCAAACAAGAAAGUUAAACGUCUACACCUUUGCUCAGUCAUUUGGAUCACAGGCACACUUAUCAACUUUUAACAAGCAACUUUCAAAACAACAAGAUCCUUGAUGAACCUUUGGAGGUUUCCUCAAUUUGAAACUGUGGAAAACCUUGAAGAACCUUUAUAGAAGUUGUGUAGUAGUAGUAGUAGUAAUAGUAGUAGUAAUAGUAGUAGU